AUGGCCGAGCUCAAGGGUAUCAUGGUGGCACUGAUCACCCCCUUCACCGAUGACCAGUCCGCCAUCCAUGAGUCUCGUCUCCAAGCACACAUUGAGCACCUCAUUCAAGCCGGCGUCCACGGCCUCGUCCCCGGCGGCAGCACCGGUGAAUUCACAGUCAUGACCACUGCUGAGCGCAAGCAACUCACAGAAUUGUGCAUCAAAUUCACCGCUGGUCGCGUCCCCGUCAUCGUCGGCACGGGCAGUCUCUCUACCGCAGAGGCAGUCGAGCUCUCAGUUCACGCCGGGCAAUGCGGUGCUGCGGCCGUUAUGGUCGUUCCACCAUUCUACGACCCCGUCAACCUGGAGCAGCUGCACGAGAUGUUGGCGGAAAUUCACAAUGCCUCCAAUCUACCUAUUGUCUUCUAUAACAUCCCUCCUGCAUCGGGUCUGACUCUUACUCCCGCCGAGAUCGCUGGCCUGUCCAAGGUCGGCGUUAAGUAUCUUAAGGAUACCUCUGGCAAUGCGCCCGCUUUGACAGAGCUUAUUUUCGCGCUGUCUGAUCAGAUUAUCGCUUUUAACGGUUGGGAUACCCUCACUUUCUAUGGCUUGGCAGCUGGUUGCCCAGGUGGUGUCUGGGGUGCUGCAAAUAUUAUUCCCGAGUUAGCGGUGGAAUUGUGGGAUGCCGUUGCCGUGAAGGGAGAUUUGAAGCGCGGUCGGGAGUUGUGGGCCAAAGCGUACCCGAUUUGCAAGUUCCUUGAGUCUCACAGCUAUUGCGCGGCUGUGAAGACCGGUGUGGAACUAAUUGGACAGCCUACGGGUGGUCUGCGCAAGCCAUUUGCUCUGUUGAAGCCGGAACUGAAGGCCGAGUUGAAGCAGUUGCUGCAGAAUGCAGGUGUUAAGACUGUUUGA
Messenger RNA from Penicillium subrubescens, 891 nucleotides. Its product is annotated as dihydrodipicolinate synthase family protein. Gene Ontology annotation, cellular component: cytosol. The record is from RefSeq and is a predicted model, not a curated record. Lineage: Eukaryota; Fungi; Ascomycota; Eurotiomycetes; Eurotiales; Aspergillaceae. Gene Ontology annotation, biological process: N-acetylneuraminate catabolic process. Gene Ontology annotation, molecular function: N-acetylneuraminate lyase activity. Bases 1 to 891 code for a protein of 296 amino acids. The transcript has a single exon.